AUGGCGCCUCCAACAUUUGCCGGCCUUUCUGGCAAGAAGUUGUCGCUGGCCAUCUCGACUGUGGCCACGACCGGUUUUCUGCUCUUCGGGUUUGAUCAAGGUGUAAUGUCGGGAAUUAUAGAUGCCGACCCUUUUCACGAUUAUUUCCCUGAAACCAAGAAUGAGACCAUCCAGGGGUUGGUCACUGCCAUCUACGAGAUUGGCUGCUUGAUGGGAGCCAUGUUUAUCCUCUGGAUCGGUGAUCUCCUCGGUCGACGACGCGCUAUGAUCAUGGGCGGUGUCAUCAUGAUCAUUGGUGUCAUCAUUCAGGUUUCUGCCGUCAAGGGUUACGCCCAGCUUGCUCAGUUCAUCGUCGGUCGUGUCGUCACUGGAGUCGGUAACGGUAUCAACACUUCGACUAUCCCUACCUACCAGGCCGAGUGCAGUAAGACCAGCAACCGUGGUCUGCUCAUCUGCAUUGAGGGUGGUGUCAUUGCUUUCGGUACCCUCAUCGCCUACUGGGUCGACUAUGGUGCUUCUUACGGACCUCAGGACCUCACCUGGCGAUUCCCCAUUGCCUUCCAGGUCAUCUUUGGCUUCGUUCUUUGCAUUUCCAUGAUCUGGCUCCCUGAGAGUCCUCGAUGGCUCCUCACCCACGAGAGGUAUGAGGACGCUGAGCGUGUCAUCGCCGCCAUCCGUGGCUUCGAGAUCGACAGCGACGAUACCCGCCAGGAGCGAGACUCUGUCCUCGACUCCAUCCGCGCCUCUGGUUUCGCUGGUCAAAAGACCACUCCCAUCAAGGCUCUCUUCACCGGUGGAAAGACUCAGCACUUCCGACGUAUGCUUCUUGGCUCUGGUUCCCAGUUCAUGCAGCAGGUUGGUGGCUGCAAUGCCGUCAUCUAUUACUUCCCCAUUCUCUGCACCAAGAUCUUUGGAGACAAGAACCUUGCCAUGCUUCUGGGUGGUGUCAACAUGAUCGUCUACAGCAUCUUCGCUACCUCGUCUUGGUUCAUCAUUGAGCGCGUCGGUCGCCGGAAGCUUCUCCUCUACGGAACUGCUGGUCAGAUGUUUUCCAUGAUCCUCACCUUCGCCUGCCUUAUCCCUGGCGGCAAGCACCCCGAGGAUGCUGCUUCGUCCAAGGGUGCUCUUGUUGGUCUCUUCACCUACAUUGCCUCUUUCGGAGCUACCUGGCUACCUCUCCCCUGGCUCUACCCCGCUGAGGUCAACCCCCUCAAGACUCGAGGCAAGGCCAACGCUGUCUCCACUUGCACCAACUGGCUCUUCAACUUCCUCAUUGUCAUGGUUGUUCCCGACAUGAUCAAGAGCCUCAGCUGGGGUACCUACCUCUUCUUCGGCGUCGCCAACGCCUGCUUCUUCCCCAUCCUCUACUUCUUCUACCCCGAGACUGCAAACCGCUCUCUCGAGGAAAUCGACAUUAUCUUCGCCAAGGGUUACGUCGAGAAGAUCUCCUACGUCAAGGCCGCUAAGGAGCUUCCUUUCCUCACUCAGGCCGAGGUCGAGCAGGAGGCUAUCCGCCUCGGACUUGUCCAUUCUGCAAGCCGUGGUGCUAUGCCCGAGAAGCCUGAUGCGGAGGAUGUCCGCAACGACUCUGGCUUCAACUCCGACAACUCCGACAAGUCGUAA
Fusarium keratoplasticum is the source of this 1623-nucleotide messenger RNA. RefSeq names its product MFS domain-containing protein. NCBI's taxonomy places the organism in Eukaryota, Fungi, Ascomycota, Sordariomycetes, Hypocreales, Nectriaceae. Gene Ontology annotation, molecular function: carbohydrate:proton symporter activity. The coding region runs from base 1 to 1623 and encodes 540 amino acids. The transcript has 4 exons. Gene Ontology annotation, biological process: carbohydrate transport; transmembrane transport. The record is from RefSeq and is a predicted model, not a curated record. Gene Ontology annotation, cellular component: membrane.